UGUGAGUGUGAGAGUGUGGUGUCCCUGGUGCAGUGUUGAUGGUCACAACAAUGUCAUUUCUUACCUUUACUCCUACUCUUCCUGACGUAGGAUCAUGCUGGUAAAUUGUCUCGUCUUAGAAAUGACUGUGUAAACACUUACCAUCAUGAAGGGAGGCAACACUGACACUUGCAACUCAGAUUCUCAGGAUGAGGUUGUGGAGCGUGUCAAAGCUCGCCUGCAGGAGGAAGGGAGGGAAGCUCGCAACCUUGUUGCUUACUCCUUACCACUUCAAGACCCGCCACACACUGACUCUACAGUUGUACGACAUCGAGAAGUAAGGAGAGUGGCAGAGAUGAUUCCACGUCGUGGCUCUAAGCAAGACAAACGACCAAGAUCGGCCUCUGCUGGUCGAGAUCCUCAAGCUAGUUUGCGUGCCCGACACUGGGGUUUUCUUUUCCGAAACUUGCAACAAGCAGUGGAUGAAAUCUAUCAGACAUGUGAAGAUGAUGAAAGCAUUGUGGAAUGCAAGGAGGCCAUUUUAAUGUUAGAGCGUUACAGCAGUGAUUUCCAGAAGCUUAUAGAGUGGUUGAAGUUAAAGUGGGAAUAUGAGCACACACCACCACCUCAACGACCUAAUUCCUUAACUUGGGAAAUUCGUACAUCAUCUCCUGGAAAGGCUUUGCAGCAUGACCGUAAGAUCUUGACUAUGAGUGAUGCAAGAAGAGCGCUCACAUUCGAUACAAAACUAGGACGUCCUGGGCAUAUAAAUGGUAAUUUGCCAGGAGAAAAACCAGUUGACAAGCUCCAUACAUCAAAAAAAGAUCCAUUGGGCAGUGAUAAAAGAAUUUUAUCGAGUGUAGCAACACCAACUAAACCAGUGAUAAUUGUACAUGAGGCAAGCAUUGAUGAGCAACAAGAGGAGAGCUCUCAGUUUUCUGUUGUGAAUUGUGAAUUACAAAAUGAAAGAAUUUUGGAAAAGGUUAGUGAGUGUGAGGGGAAUGAGACAAGUGAGACUAGUGAAAUUGAGAAUGAUGAUGAAAGUGAUACCCAGAAAGAAACAGUACUGGGAAAUGAUAACAUUAAAAGUGCUGAAAAUUGUUUUGAAAAUGGCAAACCUAUAGAGGUAAUGGAAGGUGACCUAACUGAAAAUGAGAAGCAAGUGUUAUGUAAUAAUGUUAUUGAUGAAGCUGUAGAUCUCAAACAAGAAGCUGAAGAUAAGACUUGCCUAGAAAAUAUAAAUAAUUCCAGUAAAACUAUUAAUUGCAUGGAAAAAUUUGAAGAUACUGUAAAAACGAACAGUGACAAAGAUUUCAGUGCUCACUUCAAAAUUUCCGAGAGCACCAAGUCCAAAGAGUCUAAAACUGCUCGAAGUAACAGUGCAUUAGUUGGUACAAAAUCAAAAGAUAAUGGUAUUAUUAUAAGGCCAAAUGAUUCAUGUAAAAUGGUUGAAGGAAAACUGUGUGAUGCCAAAGCCAAUGAAAAUAGUGAAACAAAACGUUCAUGUGCAGAUGUCAUGCAGGGAAGAAGCUCGCUACAGAAACCUAUACCUACUGUAAAUAUGAAUAAAGUAAGUUGUGCUAUGAUAAUGGCAGGUUUGUUAUGGCUGGGAUACAGUAUGUAAAAGUUUUCAUAAAUGUGUUUAACAUUUUAACACAUAUAUAGUAAGGAAUUGGAAGAAAUUAAUUGUAAGUGAGUGUCCCAUGCUUUGUGUACUAUAUAGUUGCCUUCCAGUCCAUGGCAGCUGUGGUAAUCUCAAUCAGAUCAUCACCUAAUGCUUUGCUAUAGGAAUCUGUUACAUUUUGUGAAAUACAUUGAUUGCAUGAGGCUAAUUUAUAUUCAUGGGUAAUAUUAGUAGAAAUGGGACAUAGCAUGAAAGUGAAUCUGCAUGUAGUGAACUUGCAUAAAGUGGAGAGUUACUGUACAGUACAGAUUUUAUGUAUUUAUUAACACAUUUGCUGUUUCCCACCAAGGUAGGGUGGCCUGAAAAAGAAAACUUUCACCAUCAUUCACUCCAUCACUGUCUUGCCAGAGGUGCACUUACACUACAGUUAUAAAACUACAACAUUAACACCCCUCCUUCAGAGUGCAGGCACUGUACUUCCCAUCUCCAGGACUUAAGUCCAGCCUGCCGGUUUCCCUGAAUCCCUUCAGUAUUACCCUGCUCACACUUCAGCAGCACUUCAAGUCCUAAAAACCAAUUGUAUUCAUUCACUCCUAUCUAACAUGCCCACGCAUGCUUGCUGGAAGGCCAAGCCCCUCACACACAAAACCUCCUUUACCCCCUCCCUCCAACCUUUCCUAAGCCGACCUCUACUCCUCCUUCCUUCUAUCACAGAUUUAUACUCUUGAAGGCAUUCUAUUUUGUUCCUUCCUCUCUACAUGUCUCAACCUCCUCAACAACCCGUCCUCACCCAUCUGGAUAAUAGUUUUGGUAAUCCCGUACCUCCUCCUAAUUUCCAAACUACGAAUUCUCUGCAUUAUACGUAUUCACACCACGCAUUGCCCUCAGACACGAUAUCUCCACUUCCUCCUGCUUCACACCCAUAUAAAAGCAUUGGUAUAACUAUAC
This is a messenger RNA of Cherax quadricarinatus, 2551 nucleotides long. Its product is annotated as S phase cyclin A-associated protein in the endoplasmic reticulum. The record is from RefSeq and is a predicted model, not a curated record. NCBI's taxonomy places the organism in Eukaryota, Metazoa, Arthropoda, Malacostraca, Decapoda, Parastacidae.